AUGCCACUUGGCGAAACACUGGGAGAACUAGACGGUACUGAGGAUGCACUCGUAGUUGGUGAUGAUGAUGGUACAGCUGAUGGCCCCCCACUAGGGCUUUCUGAUGGACUCUGUGACGGGGUCGCAGAUGUCGAAGUUGUAGGGCUUGCACUACCUGUUGGCGAGGGUUGUUGCGAAGGGGAACGUGAUGGUACGCCACUUGGUGAAACACUGGGAGAACUAGAAGGCACAGCGGAUGCACUUGUAGUGGGUGAUGAGGAUGGUACAGCAGAUGGCCCUCCACUGGGGUUUUCUGAUGGACUCUGCGAUGGGGUAGCAGAUGUCGAAGUUGUAGGGCUUGCGCUACCUGUUGGUGAGGGUUGUUGCGAAGGGGAACGUGAUGGUACGCCACUUGAUGAAACACUGGGAGAACUAGAAGGCACAGCAGAUGCACUUGUAGUGGGUGAUGAGGAUGGUACUGCAGAUGGCCCUCCACUGGGGUUUUCUGAUGGACUCUGCGAUGGGGUAGCAGAUGUCGAAGAUGUAGGGAUUGCACUACCUGUUGGUGAGGGUUGUUGCGAAGGGGAACUUGAUGGUACGCCACUUGGCGAAAUACUCGGAGAACUAGAAGGCACAGCGGAUGCACUUGUAGUGGGUGAUGAGGAUGGUACAGCUGAUGGCCCCCCACUAGGGCUUCUGAUGGACUCUGCGAUGGGGUAG
Messenger RNA from Seminavis robusta, 699 nucleotides. NCBI's taxonomy places the organism in Eukaryota, Bacillariophyta, Bacillariophyceae, Naviculales, Naviculaceae. The record is from the annotation of a GenBank genome assembly.